This is a messenger RNA of Oryza brachyantha (malo sina), 1400 nucleotides long. RefSeq lists its product as uncharacterized. Bases 146 to 1075 code for a protein of 309 amino acids. The record is from RefSeq and is a predicted model, not a curated record. The transcript has a single exon. Lineage: Eukaryota; Viridiplantae; Streptophyta; Magnoliopsida; Poales; Poaceae.
AGCAAGGGAUCCCGGAACAGUAGCAGCAGCUCGACCGGUUGCCGCCAAAGCACGGCGACACCGGCAACCCCGGGGUGAGUCGUGACGCGCAGACGUACCACCUUCUCGAUCCGCGUGACCGCGCGCGUCCGCGGGCGAGCUAGCAAUGGCCGCCGUCGACGCAGCCGCAGCGUCUCCCAGCACGCAAGCUAUCCGUGUCGUGGUGGCGAACGGGAAGCGGGCUUCCUCGGCCCUCGUGCCCGUGGCCGUGCUGCUCGCCGUCGCCGUCGGGGCCGUCUCCCUGCUGCCCUCCCUGGCUCAGGCGGUGUGGGAGGUGCCACACCUGUUUCUUCUCGGUGUCGUCAUCUCCUACGGCGUCUUCGCCCAGAAGAACUCCGCGGGUGGCGACGGUGGCGAUGGUGGUGGCGGCGGUGGAGACGGUGCCCGGGCGUGGAACUCUCGGUACCUCGCCGACGAUCCCCUCGUCGUGGUCGCCGCCACCGACAAUGCGGAGAGCGACGACGACGGCGCGUGCGGCGGGAAGCCGCUUUCCUUGCCUGUGCGGAGGCUGAAGCCACCGCCACCGCCGCCGGCGCCGGCGCUCGAGGCCGAAGCCGGCGGCGACGCCAGCGACGACGACGGCAUUGGCGCAGAUACGGACAGCUCCGCGUCGACGGCAGGGUUCUGGGGCGCCGGCCCUUCGCCGCCCUCUGUUCUCGACGCCGUCUGCAGGUCCCGGAAAUCCACUGCUGCCACGACGGAUCAGCCAUCCACUACGUCGAAGGGCUUCCCGGAUUACGGUUCCCCGGUGCCUCCCGGCGACCAUUCGUUCAGCGACGACGGCCAAGUCACCGACUGGGACGACGACGACGACGACGCUGACGACAUGGGCGCGUCGACGCAAAGGACGACGUCGUACCAUGACGACUACAACGGUGACUUCGCCAACGACGACGGCGGCGACAUGUCCGUCGACGAGGAGCUUUCGGAGCUGGCGGCCAAGGCGGCGCCGGAUCAGGUGGAGGACGAGGUGGACAGGAAGGCCGACGAGUUCAUCGCCAAGUUCAGGGAGCAAAUCAGGUUGCAGAGGUUGUAGGCUUGCACGUAGCCGUCGACGACGACGCAUGCGUACGUGCAUGCAUGCGCCGGAGUAAACCCAUUACACGUACGUGCCAUUACGAAUGGACGAUUGAUCAUGACAUGAACCUGUGAGCAGCUGAUUUGUUCAUCUGUAAACGUCAUGUUUCUUGUAUCAUUUUUUCUCACUUAAUUGUUUUGUUUUGAGACCCUUUUUUUUGUGAUUUGAUGCCGUUAGGAGCCGGAUAAAAAAGGUUGUAAAUGAACGGAAAAUAACGUUCUUCCAAUGCAUCCAUCGUAUAGCUGCGGCCUUUUUCUUCUCGCUUCUGAUACGGAACAACGAG